CCCAUUAAUUCCCGGGCACCGGCCCCGCUCGCCGCCCCGCGCCGCGCCGCCAUCGCCGCUCGCCCGCGCCCCGGGCGGGGGAUUGCGCUGGAAAUAGCUUUCUCCCUCGAGGAUGAGACAUCGGUGAGCAGCGAGGACUUUGAUAUGAAUGACUCCACAUGGAUCUCAGCUGACCAGCACCUGAACUCCAGCCUGAGCCCCAGCCAGGACGAGAGCAUGCGCAGCCCGCAGAACCUGCACAGCCAGGAGGACGAUGACUCCUCAUCGGAGAGCUGCAGCGGGAAUGGCUCCUCCACCCUGAACCCCUCCACCUCCAGCAGCACGCAAGGCGAUAGCGCCUUCCCCGAGAUGAACGGCAAUGGAACCGCUGCCCCCAUGGACUUCACCGCCUCCGCCGACGACCAGCCCAUCAACCUCUGCGACAAGCUCACGCCUGCCCACGUCACACCUUCCUACCAGUCGGACAGCUGCAGCACCGACGGGCUGCGCAGCAGGGUGAAAUACGCAGUGAAGGCGACGGCAGAGUCCCCUCCAUACAGCUCUGGUAGCUAUGACUCCAUCAAAACGGAAGUCAGUGGCUGCCCUGAAGACUUGACUGUCGGCAGGGCUCCUACAGCUGAUGAAGAUGAUGAUGAUCAUGAUGACCACGAAGAUAACGAUAAGAUAAAUGACUCUGAAGGGAUGGACCCGGAGAGGCUAAAGGCCUUUAAUAUGUUUGUGCGCCUUUUUGUGGAUGAGAAUCUGGAUCGAAUGGUUCCCAUCUCCAAGCAGCCCAAAGAGAAAAUCCAGGCCAUCAUUGAGUCUUGCAGCCGACAGUUCCCCGAGUUCCAGGAGCGGGCUCGCAAACGCAUUCGCACUUACCUCAAAUCCUGCCGCCGCAUGAAGAAGAAUGGCAUGGAGAUGACCAGGCCCACACCUCCUCACCUGACCUCAGCCAUGGCAGAGAACAUCCUGGCAGCUGCCUGCGAAAGCGAAACACGGAAAGCAGCCAAGCGAAUGCGGCUGGAGAUCUAUCAGACAUCCCAGGAUGAACCGAUUGCUCUAGACAAGCAGCACUCCAGAGACUCCACGGCCAUCACCCACUCCUCCUAUUCACUGCCAGCUUCAUCUUACUCGCAAGAUCCAGUCUACAUCAAUGGAAGUUUGAACUACAGCUACCGUGGCUACGGGUCCCUGGGCGGCAGCCUGCAGCCACCCACUUCACUCCAGACAGGGAACCACAGUAACGGUCCUACUGAUCUCAGCAUGAAAGGGGGGGCCUCCAGCACAGCCCCGUCUAACAGCACCAGCAGGGGCAUGCAGGCUGCUCAGCUGAGUCCCACGGAGAUCAGUGCAGUGCGGCAGCUGAUUGCUGGCUACCGAGAGUCUGCAGCUUUCCUUCUUCGAUCUGCAGAUGAACUGGAAAACCUCAUUUUACAGCAGAACUGACUCCUCACAUCUGCAUUGCUCCUCUGUCGGAAGACAAUUUAUACCUGCUAGAAAGAGGCUCCCAGUGGUGUCCUGCUCAGGAACACCAUCGUCCUCCCAUGAAGCAGCGGGUACAUGUAGUUUUAGAAGGUGGAAUCCAAAAGACCUGUUUUCUUUUACACUCCAAGCACCUGGGACUUCAGGCACAAAGACACGUUUUUUGAACCAUACCAACACAUGUGCGUCUAGCUGACCAGAAGCCAAACCUGCAGCUUGGAAGGAUGUGGGACUUUCAAGGGCAGAAGGGAGCCUGGGGAGGUUUGGGGCUGCAGAUGUAUUUAGAAUAACCUUUGUGGACCCAAAUGUUAGAAUCCCAUCCCCAGAUAAUUUUCAAGUCUUAGGUGAGCUGAAUCACAUAUUUAUUGAGAAACGGACCCUCCUCUCCCCUUAGUAAUUUAUUUUUCUGAAAAUGGAUUCUUUUGAGUUUGUACAGAUUGCCAGUUUUUUGUCCGUCUGAUCAGAAGGAAUUUAUUCCUGUGAAAUAACACAUUCCAUAUCACUACACUACUAAUUUCCAGGCAGCUAUGCCUGUUUCUCUGGGGGGCCCUUGUCCCACAGGGUGCAAGCUUGCCAUCUAACCCUAGUACUUCUAGGCUGCUCAGCCUCCAGUAAGUAUAGGUGGAAGCUGAACGAUGAAGAAAGUGUCCUGUUUAGACCUGUGUUCUAAGCAGUCCUGUAGCAGCAGCAAUGGGGUCUAAAUCUCCUGCAGAGACUCAGCAAGCUCAGCAGACCUCCAGCUAGAAGAACGUCUCGCGCUCAUUUAAGUCAUUGCAGAUAAAGAAGGAAGGAAACAUCUGAGAAACACUGUCGUGCGUUCACCAUCUGUAUUCUACCUCACACUCCAUUGUGGGCUUUUUCCAGGACUCCUGAGCUGGUUCCGUGUGACUAUUAAGGGUAGCAGACAAGUGGAUAACACUGAGGAGGCUGAAACUAAACCAGCAGAUCAGCAGCUGACCAAGCUCCGCUGCCUUCCCGCUGCGGGCUGCUGCUGCUGGCCGGCAGCUCGCUGUGACCGCAGCUGUGUCCGACCGCUCAGCAAGGAAAGCUGUUUUCCCAAGUCUGCGUGAAACCAACACUGGGGGUAGCAACAAGAGAAUAAACCAUUUAGAAACCAUGCAUGGGUAUAAUAAAGGCUAGUGCAGACUCUCUGCGUGAAAAGCAGGCUCAAUUCAGCAAGGAGCUCUCUCCUUUCCAGAAGACAGAGACAGGCAACAUUCAGCAGCAAAACUGACAAAAGUUCUCCGGGGCUCAGGAUUCUCCCCCUUCUUCCCUGGUAACAGUCCUGGAACAAGCCCACAAUUCCCAAAGUGUGGAAAAAAAGUAGUCUGAUUACCAUUCUGCCCAGUUACCAACCCCCUCCCCCAGUAAUGCACUUCAUUUUGCUCAGUGCAAUACCUACUACCAGUGCUGCUAAAACCAGGGACUUAGCUCAGGCAUUAAGAUGCUGAACAGAGCUGAGCAAUGCAACGUGGUCUGUAGCCAUAUAGAGCAGCAGAGAACUGCUGUCGGAGAAUGCGAAUUCAUCCUGCUUCCUCCCGUCUCAGUGCUGGCGUAGAUCCUCCUUGCUCUCCUCUGGGGCACAAAUUGUCAUCACAAGAUAAAUUUGAUAAAUAUAAAACCGUAUUUGCUCAUCUUAAAUGUAGGUAGUUUCUCUUUUUGAAGCCAGCAGGGAUUUUUUAGGCCAGCUUGAGCCUGAUGAAAAAAGUUUCUGCUCUGCGGAGGGCCAACACCAUACUCACACAUAAAACAGCCGUGCUCAUACACAGGUUUGAGUUGUUACAGGUAGCUGAGGCUGGUCUCCAGCCAGGAGUGAACUCGAGCUGGUUAUUCAGUAGCCUUUAUAACCAACUAUGUUCCAAACACACUGGAAGAGAAACAAAAUCCUUACCCCAUUCUUAGUUUUAGAACAGAAAAAGCCACUGGCUUUUUAGAACAGACUUGCCUGGCCCAGCACCAGAAGGGAUUAACUACUGCAUUGACUGUUUUCCUCAAACCUUAAAGUUUUCCCAGUUGUUGAAAAAAGGGGACGUAAUUCCUGCCCCUUGGCGCAGUGUGUCCCUGCAGAGAUGAGAUGGUGGUUUGUUAAAUCUGAGUUAAUGCUGGAGUAAGGAGCAUCGUGAUUGUUCAGAAACGUCUCUAGGAUACCCGGACUUUAUCCUGUCUGGCCACAUUACAUGAGAGUGGGGCUGGUAUCUAGACCAGGACAUCAAAAACCAGCCACACACGAGCCAGGUUUCAGACUCAUGCUUUCCCCAGCACUUCACAAGCCUGCUUGGUUUGUCCACUGCAUCCUCCCAUACUUGGAAUUUAUGUAAAUAUUUAUUUUUGUGUGAAUACCAUGAAGUAACAAACCUUUUACAAAAUUUGUAACCAUGGCCAUUUGUGAAAGUCUUAACGUUAGAGCAAGAGAGGCAGAGACAAUCGCUGUCCCGGAAUUCUCUCCAGGAUCCUGUAACGGAGUUGUUGCCUCUGCUCCCCAUGAGAGGCCAUCAAGAACAGUUAGCCAUAAGUUUGCCAUCCAUUUAACUCAAAAAGAGGUUACCCAGGGGCUUACAAACAGAUCAACAUCGGCUGCAGUUUAUUUAGUUUUAUUUAUACAGGUUUUAGCUGUCUUCACCAGAUCACCUUUGAACUUGUCUUAGCCCGUGUCGAAGUCGAGCAGCUCUUGCGCCUGUGUAGCCUGCUGGUAGAGCACAGCCGAGACCCACGGCUGCGUGCGAAGGAUAUGGAAGUCUACUCUGUUGUAACAACUGAGGUUCAUAACUUGCAGCUGAACGGUACCGACUCAGAUUUCCAAAGCCCUGGUGACAGCCGCGUCUGUGACAAGCCAUGAAACUACUGGUGUUGACUCCGUAUUGCGGUCAGGGACCCCCCCGCGAGCGGCAGCUUUAUCGUUCCUUCGGGGCGAGCUCCGUAGGACGUCUGCGCGCUCUUUACCUGAUCCGCGCGCGCUUGCGGCUCUUCUGUGCUCCCAGACCGUUUCACAGGCACGUUCCUGCGUUCUCACUAGACGUUGAAGGGUCAGGAGCCUAGUCUAGGUUCUCAGCAAGGAGGAAGGAGCAGGAGCAGAAUACACCGGUUUCCAGAUUUUCCGAGAGGUGAAAGGAGAAUGCUGGGUUAGCAAAUGGUCUGGAUGUUCUUUGUUUUGUUUAAGAACAGCUAAUCGGUGAUUGAGAUUUUUUUUUAAAACAAAAACAAAAACCACAACCAUCCUGCCCGGAUGUUCAGUUCCCAUGACAGUGUUUCAGCAUGGGAAAGCGUUCCCGGGAUUCCAAGCAGAUGUAACUCGUACCUCCCCGAUCUAAAGGGCCACUUUCUCCCAGAAGUGGCCAUCGGAUUUAGUACCAGUUCAUUAAAAAAAAAAAAAAAUUAAAAAAAAAUGCUGCUUUGAACUCAGAGGGUUAAUAUACUUUUGAUUUGUAAUUUUUUGUAAAACUUUUUACAAGGUAGCAUAGUAUUUCACCAGAAUACCAACUACAAUCCGUCCAUGGUCUGAUUUUUAUAUAAUUUAGUGGUGCUUUAGAAACUUUUGUUUGGUUGUUUCAGAGCUGUACAGCUCCGUUCUUCGCCUGUAUCUACCUAAGACCAAUGUGAACCUUUGUAUUUUUGCUCCUAAUUUUGGACUCAGUGAAAGUGUACUGUUUACAUGUACAGAACUCCCAGCCCCUGUGUGUUCUGCAAGACCUGCUGUUGAAGAGGAAGAUGCACCUCACCCAGUCGUCUGCUUAGCAAAGCCACAGAUUCACUCACUCUAGCGUUGAUCCACAUACCUACCUUAAGGAAGACCCCACAAAACUGAAACACAAAAAGCAAUUUUGUUUUUUGCACAUGCUACUAUAUUUUUUCCAGUAGUCAGUUUAAGAAUUGGCUGCAGUUCAAGAUAAGGAUUAGUCUGAAGCUAAGUUAACUAAAUAACCAGAACUCCAAACAGAGACAGAAUAGUGCAGUGCUGCCAUUUCACCGUCUUCCUCCUGACAUCGGAGGCACAAAGGUGAAAGCUGCUCAGCUCAGUUUAGGAUUCAAACGAUGGGGAAGAGCAAUCAAGCCAGCUAGGGGCUUGCGAGGAAGCAGGGAGGGGGAAACACUCAUCCAGCAUAAUUGGAAACAUACUUUAACUAACAUGGUUAAAUCGCCCAAGAUGUUAAUUUCAGAUUAAAACGGUAGGAGAGCUUUCCCUCGGGAGACGGGGGGCUCUGAAAUGAAGCAGAAGACAGCUCUUUGGAAAGUCAGUGCUUUCCAGAGGGCUCAGAUAGAAAGCAUAUGGCACUUAAUCCAGCUUUUAAGGUGACACUUUAUUGCUUAAUCAAUUGAUUCAUUUUGAAAUGAUAUUUUUGCAGAUAGGCACCUAUGCAACUUAAUGUGGCUCUUAAGCAGAUGAGCACUUCCUCCUCAACGAGCUUGAUAAGAGUUAUUUGUGUUAUAUACUGUGGAUUUUUCCAGUAAAUGUGGCUUAAUAUUUUAAUUCUUAGAAUGUGUGUCUAUUAUAUAUGUGAUGCAACUUAAUUCUGUUCUGUUUGUGGAAUGAUUAGCACAGGCCAACUCCCUGUUCCCUCACUUAACAAAGACCAAUGAGCUGUUAAUCAAGCUGUUAUCUCCAUGGUAUUACUUGCUAAAUGCACUGAUUUCAUAAGUAUGUGGAAUCCUUUUUUUUUCCUUUGAAUCUGUAUAUCAUAUAUAAGACUGAAUCUACUUAAUAAACACUGUAUAACAAAAAGGGCUUUUUCCUCCAGUAUCAGACAGCCGGGGUGCUGAUAGCUCCCGCUUCCGAGGCGCUUUCCAUCCACUGCACCUUGCGCCAUCACCAGCUUGCAAUUGCUCACUGGAGCACAGAUGCAACCCAGCCCCAGCAUGCGCAGUGUGCAAGAGGUCAGUGCGAUUUGCCACCAAAGCAGAUUCUAAAUUUAGGUCUUAAAGGAGAAAAAAAAAAAAGAAAAAAAAAAGGCAAAACAAUGUCAUUCCAUAAUUUUGAAGCAAGCUGUGCUUUCCAUUCCUUAACAGACAGCUACAGUUACUAUAGAUAGCAGCAUUAGCGCUCGUUAAGUGGGGCUAGUCACAAAUUUUAUGCUUAACUUAUAUUUUGACAAAAUUGAUUAAUUUUGUGAAAUGUCUGUUUUUUGUGGAAAAAAAAGAGUUUUCAUUGAAGUUUGUGGAAAGUUCUCCCUCUCCUCAUGGAAAAUACUGAUUUUUCGUAUCAGCUUUAUUCACUAAGUAUAAUAAAUCUUUGCAUCCAUAAAAUGUUGCUCUCAAAGUACCAUGUAGAUAAAACCCUCCUGAUUUACAUCAGUGAUUGCAUGCGAGUCAGGAGGACCAAGGAAAGACAAAUCAAAUCAAUUAAAAACUUUCCAGGAAAGAGUACGCUUACAUUUGUAUAAACAUACCUGCGAUGCAGAACAGACAAGGCUUUCCCAAAGAUUUGCUGCCGAGUCCUUGAAAGAGGGUAAUCAAGAGAACGCACUCCUCCGCCUAACGUUUGUGCUCGUAAAUAGUCACCCAGGACAGGGCAUCCUAAAAUGCUCCUCGUGGAACAGAGCGAAUACAGGCGCACCUGCGUGUGCACACAGAGGUAACAUUAGGAUUCCGUAAUAUACACAAGUAAAGCAUGUUGCAGUGUGUUUUCAUAACACA
This is a messenger RNA of Rhea pennata, 7092 nucleotides long. RefSeq names its product nucleolar protein 4 like (gene NOL4L). Lineage: Eukaryota; Metazoa; Chordata; Aves; Rheiformes; Rheidae. Bases 145 to 1428 code for a protein of 427 amino acids. The transcript has 8 exons. The record is from RefSeq and is a predicted model, not a curated record.